CUUAAAAAUAUUAAAUCUCUAUUUUAUGGAAACUUACCCUCAAGAUAUAUAUGUUUAUGGAUGAAAUUGAAGACGCUGCCGUCAAAUGAGGUGGCUGGUGUGUUGGAUGUUUAAUUCAGCACCGGCAUUGCAUGACAGUUGUUGAAAUAACAAGUGGUUUAUUAUUAGUUUUUUUUUUUUAAACCACGUCUUUAAAAUUUUAGGUUCAGAUAGUUAACAGUAGACAUCGUAAGGGCAAUUACAAGAAAACCAGCAGAAAUCGCAGCCAACAUGUCCGGAGAAGUGCGUUUGAGGCAGUUGGAGCAGUUUAUUUUAGAUGGGCCGGCUCAGACCAAUGGGCAGUGCUUCAGUGUGGAGACGUUACUGGACAUACUCAUCUGUCUUUACGACGAAUGCAAUAAUUCUCCAUUGAGAAGAGAGAAGAACAUUCUUGAAUAUCUAGAAUGGGCUAAACCAUUUACUUCUAAAGUGAAACAAAUGCGAUUACACAGAGAAGACUUUGAAAUAUUAAAGGUGAUUGGUCGAGGAGCUUUUGGGGAGGUUGCUGUAGUUAAACUGAAAAAUGCAGAUAAAGUAUUUGCCAUGAAAAUUCUGAACAAGUGGGAAAUGCUGAAAAGAGCUGAGACAGCUUGCUUCCGUGAAGAGAGAGAUGUGCUGGUAAACGGAGACAAUAAGUGGAUAACCACUCUGCACUAUGCUUUCCAGGACGACAAUAACUUAUACCUGGUUAUGGAUUAUUAUGUUGGUGGGGAUUUACUUACCCUGCUCAGCAAAUUUGAAGACAGAUUGCCUGAAGACAUGGCUCGAUUUUAUUUGGCUGAGAUGGUGAUAGCGAUCGACUCAGUUCAUCAGCUCCACUAUGUACACAGAGACAUCAAACCUGACAAUAUAUUGAUGGAUAUGAAUGGACAUAUUCGUUUAGCAGAUUUUGGUUCUUGUCUGAAGCUGAUGGAAGAUGGAACGGUCCAGUCUUCAGUGGCAGUUGGAACUCCAGAUUAUAUUUCUCCUGAAAUCCUUCAAGCAAUGGAAGAUGGAAAAGGCAGAUACGGACCCGAGUGUGACUGGUGGUCGUUAGGAGUCUGCAUGUAUGAAAUGCUUUAUGGAGAAACACCAUUCUAUGCUGAAUCUUUGGUGGAGACAUAUGGGAAAAUCAUGAAUCACAAAGAGAGGUUUCAGUUUCCACCCCAGGUGACUGAUGUGUCUGAAAAUGCUAAAGAUCUUAUCCGAAGACUCAUUUGUAGCAGAGAACAUCGACUUGGCCAAAAUGGAAUAGAAGAUUUUAAGAAACAUCCAUUCUUUAGUGGAAUUGAUUGGGAUAAUAUCCGAAACUGUGAGGCACCGUACAUUCCAGAAGUUAGUAGCCCAACAGAUACAUCAAACUUUGAUGUGGAUGAUGACUGUUUAAAGAAUUCUGAAACAAUGCCCCCACCAACACAUACUGCAUUUUCUGGCCAUCAUCUACCAUUUGUUGGUUUUACAUAUACUAGUAGCUGUGUUCUUUCUGAUCGGAGCUGUUUAAGAGUCACAGCCGGUCCCACCUCACUGGAUCUUGAUGUAAAUGUCCAGAGGACUCUAGAUAAUAACUUAGCAACUGAAGCUUAUGAAAGAAGAAUUAAGCGGCUGGAACAGGAAAAGCUUGAACUUACUAGAAAACUUCAAGAGUCAACACAGACUGUCCAAGCUUUGCAGUAUUCAACUGUUGAUGGUCCACUAACAGCAAGCAAAGAUUUGGAAAUUAAAAGCUUGAAAGAAGAGAUUGAAAAACUAAGAAAACAAGUAACAGACGUGAACCAUUUGAAACAACAGCUUGAAGAAGCUAACUCUGUGAGGCGAGAACUAGAUGACGCUUUUAGGCAAAUCAAGGCUUUUGAAAAACAAAUCAAAACUUUGCAGCAGGAAAGAGAAGAGCUAAAUAAGGAACUAGUCCAGGCUAGUGAGCGAUUAAAAAACCAAUCCAAAGAGCUGAAAGACGCACACUGUCAGAGGAAACUGGCCAUGCAGGAGUUCAUGGAGAUCAAUGAGCGACUAACAGAAUUGCACACCCAAAAACAGAAACUUGCUCGCCAUGUCCGAGAUAAGGAAGAAGAGGUGGACCUGGUGAUGCAAAAAGCUGAGAGCUUAAGGCAAGAGCUGCGCAGAGCAGAAAGAGCCAAGAAAGAGCUGGAAGUACACACUGAAGCUCUAAUUGCUGAAGCAUCGAAGGACAGGAAGCUCCGAGAGCAGAGCGAGCAUUAUUCUAAACAACUGGAAAAUGAAUUGGAGGGACUGAAGCAAAAACAAAUUAGUUACUCACCAGGAAUCUGCAGCAUAGAACAUCAGCAAGAGAUAACUAAACUGAAAACUGACUUGGAAAAGAAAAGUAUCUUUUAUGAAGAAGAAAUAUCAAAAAGAGAAGGAAUUCACGCAAGUGAGAUUAAAAACCUGAAGAAGGAGCUGCAUGACUCAGAAGGCCAACAACUUGCUCUCAACAAAGAAAUUAUGGUUCUAAAAGACAAAUUGGAAAAAACCAGAAGAGAAAGUCAAAGUGAAAGGGAAGAAUUUGAAAAUGAGUUCAAACAACAGUAUGAACGGGAAAAGGUAUUAUUAACUGAAGAAAAUAAAAAGUUAACAAGUGAACUUGAUAAGCUCACUGCAUUGUAUGAGAGCUUAAGCUUGCGCAACCAGCACUUGGAAGAAGAGGUCAAAGACCUAGCAGACAAGAAGGAGUCAGUUGCCCACUGGGAAGCCCAGAUCACAGAGAUCAUCCAGUGGGUGAGCGAUGAAAAGGAUGCGCGAGGCUAUCUUCAGGCCUUGGCCUCUAAAAUGACUGAAGAAUUGGAAGCGUUAAGAAACUCCAGUUUGGGGACACGCGCAACAGAUAUGCCCUGGAAAAUGCGUCGUUUUGCAAAACUGGAUAUGUCAGCUAGACUAGAGUUGCAGUCAGCGCUGGAUGCAGAAAUAAGAGCUAAGCAGGCCAUCCAGGAAGAGCUGAAUAAAGUGAAGGCGUCCAACAUCAUCACAGAAUGUAAACUGAAAGAUUCAGAGAAGAAGAACUUGGAACUGCUGUCCGAAAUUGAGCAGCUGAUAAAGGACACUGAAGAGCUUAGAUCUGAAAAGGGUAUAGAGCACCAAGACUCACAGCAUUCUUUCUUGGCAUUUUUGAAUACGCCUACCGAUGCUCUGGAUCAAUUUGAAGAUUCCUUUUCUUCUUCCUCAUCCUCACUGAUUGAUUUUUUGGAUGACCACUCCCCGUCCUGUCCUCCAGCUAGCAAAGGCAGACGUACUAAUCCCCUUGACACCACUUACACAUGGAACCUAAGCAUCAAGUUUUACAACCAGUCAAGGUCUCCAUCUCCUUCCACAUCUAGCGAAGCUGAGCCAGUUAAGAUCGCAGACCCUGCUCCGCUUCCCGCUCACACCCCAACGUUACGGAAAAAGGCGUGCCCGGCGUCAGCUGGCUUUCCACCUAAGCGCAAGACUCAUCAGUUUUUUGUGAAGUCUUUCAAUGCCCCUACCAAGUGCCAUCAGUGUACCUCCUUGAUGGUUGGUUUGAUAAGACAGGGCUGUUCCUGUGAAGUGUGUGGAUUCUCGUGUCAUAUAACCUGUGUGAACAAAGCUCCGACUGCUUGUCCAGUUCCUCCUGAGCAGACUAAAGGUCCACUUGGCAUAGACCCACAGAAGGGAGUAGGGACAGCGUAUGAGGGCCAUGUCAGGAUCCCUAAGCCGGCUGGAGUGAAGAAAGGAUGGCAAAGAGCACUGGCUGUGGUCUGCGACUUCAAACUAUUUCUUUACGAUAUCGCGGAGGGAAAAGCAUCCCAGCCCAGCUCCGUCAUUAGUCAAGUGAUUGACAUGAGAGAUGAAGAAUUUUCCGUGAGUUCAGUCUUGGCUUCUGAUGUUAUUCACGCAAGUCGAAAAGAUAUUCCGUGUAUAUUUAGAGUCACAGCUUCCCAGCUCUCAGCACCUAGUAACAAAUGUUCCAUCCUGAUGCUAGCAGACAGUGAGAAUGAGAGAAGUAAGUGGGUGGGAGUGCUGAGUGAACUACACAAGAUUUUGAAGAAGAACAAAUUCCGAGACCGCUCGGUGUAUGUUCCCAAAGAGGCUUAUGACAGCACUCUGCCCCUCAUUAAAACAACGCAGGCCGCUGCGAUCAUAGAUCAUGAAAGGAUAGCUUUGGGGAAUGAAGAAGGAUUGUUUGUUGUGCACGUCACCAAAGAUGAGAUUAUUAGAGUUGGUGAUAAUAAGAAAAUUCAUCAGAUUGAACUCAUUCCGAGGGACCAGCUUGUUGCUGUGAUCUCAGGCCGAAAUCGCCAUGUCCGACUUUUUCCUAUGUCAGCUUUGGAUGGACGAGAGACGGAUUUUUAUAAACUGGCAGAAACUAAAGGGUGUCAAACCAUAACUGCUGGGAAAGUGCGCCAUGGAGCUCUGUCCUGUCUGUGUGUGGCUAUGAAAAGACAGGUCCUCUGCUAUGAACUGCUCCAAAGCAAGACCCGGCACCGGAAAUUUAAGGAAAUUCAAGUCCCAUGUAAUGUUCAGUGGAUGGCCAUCUUCAGUGAGCAACUCUGUGUGGGAUUCCAGUCCGGAUUUCUCAGAUACCCCUUGAAUGGAGACGGGAGUCCAUGCAAUAUGCUCCAUUCAAAUGACCACACACUAUCAUUCAUUACACACCAACCAAUGGAUGCUAUCUGUGCAGUUGAGAUCUCCAACAAAGAGUAUUUGCUGUGUUUUAACAGCAUUGGCAUAUACACAGACUGCCAGGGCCGAAGAUCUAGACAGCAGGAAUUGAUGUGGCCAGCCAGUCCUUCCUCUUGUUGUUACAAUGCACCAUAUCUCUCUGUUUAUAGUGAAAAUGCAGUUGAUAUCUUUGACGUAAACUCCAUGGAAUGGAUACAGACUCUUCCUCUCAAAAAGGUCCGACCUUUAAACACUGAAGGAUCAUUAAAUCUUUUAGGGUUGGAGACCAUUAGAUUAAUAUAUUUCAAAAAUAAGAUGGCAGAAGGGGAUGAACUUGUAGUUCCUGAAACAUCAGAUAAUAGUCGAAAACAAAUGGUUAGAAAUAUCAACAACAAGCGGCGUUACUCCUUCAGAGUCCCAGAGGAAGAGAGGAUGCAGCAGAGGAGGGAGAUGCUACGAGAUCCAGAAAUGAGAAAUAAAUUAAUUUCUAACCCAACUAAUUUUAACCACAUAGCACACAUGGGUCCUGGAGAUGGAAUACAGAUCCUAAAAGACCUGCCCAUGCCAGGUUUCCCUUAUCCAUCCCCUCAUCACCACUCCAGUCUGAUCUCCUCUCCGAGCAACUUUGAGCACAUCUAUCACAUGACUGUCAAUUCUGCUGAACAGUUUCUCUCUCCCGAUUCCAUAAACCCUGGGUGUCCCCCAUCCCUGCGCUCUGCCCCUGGGACACCACACUCUGUGACUCUGAGGAACCCACGUCCUCAGGAAAGCCGGACGGUAUUCAGUGGCUCCGCCAGUAUUCCCUCCAUCACCAAGUCCCGCCCUGAGCCAGGCCGCUCCAUGAGUGCCAGCAGUGGCCUGUCUGCACGGUCAUCAGCCCAGAAUGGCAGUGCGCUAAAGAGGGAAUUCUCUGGAGGAAGCUACAGCAUGAAGCGACAGCCCAUGCCCUCUCCCUCGGAGGGCUCCUUGUCAUCAGGAGGCAUGGACCAAGGGAGUGACGCCCCUGCGAGGGACUAUGAUGGAGAGGACUCUGAUUCUCCAAGGCAUUCCACAGCUUCCAACAGCUCCAACCUGAGCAGCCCCCCAAGCCCCGUUUCACCCCGAAAGACCAAGAGCCUCUCCCUGGAGAGCACAGACCGCGGGAGCUGGGAUCCGUGAGCCCAGGACGGCGGCAGCCGCAGGCAGGGACUCCAAGACCGGACAACGCGCCUGGCAGCAGUGUCCCCUUCCUCGCCACUACAAAGAGGAUCUCUCCGCAGCCAGGCCCGCUUCCCCCCCCCCCCCCCCCCCCCAGGUAGCUUCUGUAGACAGACUGCGCAGACGCAGCGCUCAGAGUAGACUGGUUGUGUUCUCACCGUAGCCCUCACGUAGCACCCAGCAGCCUCCAUGAGCGUCAGCCCGACUGUGGCCAGGGAAAAACCCUCACGAAUUAAAACAAUGCAUAUUUUACUACAAUACAGAGUUUAAAUAAAUACAUAAAUGUAGAAGUUAAAUACUGAAUGUAUAUAGUCAAAGAAGCAUCUUGUGUUCAAUGAAAGAUGGAUGCGUAUAUAAGAAAGAUCAUUUAAUUUAAAGAAAUGUGUUGUUUCUUGUCUGUUUCCCAGCUAAGUCAUAUACAGGGUAGAAAGGCCUCAAGUGACAUUUGUAAAGAGAGAGCAGAAGUCAGGUCCCUGUGGUGUCUGUCCUCAAGCCUGGGCAGGCUGAGGUCACUGGGAAAUCUAAGGGAUGUUUGGAGAUAAGCGCCAUCGUUGCGCUGACCUGUAACCUGGACACCACCAAUGGCAGUGAAGCCGCUCCAGCCACUCCAGAGGCAUGCCCGCCUCUCAAGGCAGUUCUUUAGUGAUCAAUUUGAACAUGUUCUCCCCCCCCCCCCCCCC
Psammomys obesus (fat sand rat) is the source of this 6527-nucleotide messenger RNA. It is a transcript of the gene Cdc42bpa, whose product is annotated as CDC42 binding protein kinase alpha. Gene Ontology annotation, molecular function: protein serine/threonine kinase activity; ATP binding. The transcript has 40 exons. The coding region runs from base 271 to 5808 and encodes 1845 amino acids. Gene Ontology annotation, biological process: peptidyl-threonine phosphorylation; actomyosin structure organization. Gene Ontology annotation, cellular component: cytoskeleton; cytoplasm; actomyosin. NCBI's taxonomy places the organism in Eukaryota, Metazoa, Chordata, Mammalia, Rodentia, Muridae. The record is from RefSeq and is a predicted model, not a curated record.